Juglans regia (Persian walnut) is the source of this 588-nucleotide messenger RNA. RefSeq lists its product as uncharacterized. The record is from RefSeq and is a predicted model, not a curated record. NCBI's taxonomy places the organism in Eukaryota, Viridiplantae, Streptophyta, Magnoliopsida, Fagales, Juglandaceae. Bases 1 to 588 code for a protein of 195 amino acids. The transcript has a single exon.
AUGUCUUCUUCCCAAAAUCCAAACAAUCAACCUCUCUCCCCAACCGAAACACCACUGGUUGCUCUUAACAUCACAACCCAAAUCAAUGAGAAAUUAAUCCCCUCCACCUUUCCACAAUGGCGUGCCCAAUUCGAAGCUCUUCUCAUUGGGUACGACCUAUUGGACUAUGUCACUGGAGUUUCUGUGUGUCCAUCAUCUGAUGACACUCCUGAAUAUGCCCUACAAAAAACCCAUUGGGUUCAGCAAGACAAGUUGAUUCUCAGUGCCAUCCUUGCUUCAACCUCCACCACCAUCACUCCUCUCAUAGCUACCGCUAAAACAUCCCAUGAGACGUGGAAAAAAUUGAAUCAUAUGUAUGCUAGUAGAUCUCGAAUGCAAGCUAUGCAACUCAAGGAAGAAAUUACCUUGAUUCAAAAAGAAAAUCGCUCGAUUCCGGAGUAUCUCCAUGUCGUAAAGGCAUUGGCUGAUGAGAUAGCUCUAAUUGACCAUCCCAUAUCUAACGAUGAUCUAACCCUUUACAUCCUUAAUGGUUUGGGUUCUGAUUUCAGGGAAAUAGUUGUACCAAUCCGUGCGAGGGAGAAAUUUUGA